Pocillopora verrucosa is the source of this 2255-nucleotide messenger RNA. RefSeq names its product RNA polymerase II-associated protein 3. The record is from RefSeq and is a predicted model, not a curated record. Gene Ontology annotation, cellular component: protein folding chaperone complex. Gene Ontology annotation, molecular function: protein binding. Lineage: Eukaryota; Metazoa; Cnidaria; Anthozoa; Scleractinia; Pocilloporidae.
GCGGAUGAAGGAUUGAAAGUGCAAAUGAGUAUUCGCCAAAAUGCUGAAGAAUUGCAAGACAUGCUGAAGGAGUUGAACAGUUGGCAGGAUGAAAUGAAAAUCAAAGAUGAAGAUCUUCGAAAUUCAAAGACAAUAACGAAAAAGAACCUUCCUCCUGUAAGGAAUCAAGCCAAGAGAAAGAAGAAGAAAAAGAGAGAUUCUGACAGAGAAAAACCAGAAGUUGGAACAAGAAUAAGCUCCUAUGACUACAGAUCAUGGGAUAAAUUUGAUGUUGAUAAAGUGUUAAAAGACAUGGAUGAAGCAGAUGAAAUGAAGACAUUUUCCAGUUCUGAAGAAGAGAGUGAAGAGACUGAUGAAGAUCUGGAAAAUGAGCAAAGAUUGCAGAAGGCACUUCUUGAAAAGGACAAGGGAAAUGCACUUUUUAAGGAGGGUAAAUAUGAAGCAGCCAUUAACUGCUACACAACUGGAAUUCAGUUUGACCCAACAAAUGCUGUACUCCCAGCCAACCGGGCAAUGUGUCUUCUAAAAUUGAAAAGAUAUGGGGCUGCUGAAGCAGACUGUAGCCAAGCCUUGUCCCUGGAUGCUUCAUACACUAAGGCUUAUCUGAGAAGAGGAGCGGCACGCUUUCAGCUUGGAAGGGUGAAAGAAGCUGAGGCUGACUAUAAAGAUGUACUGAGACUGGAGCCAAGCAACAAGCAGGCUCAAGAGGAAUUGAAAAACAUAGCUAAGCUGUUGAAUGAAAAGAGAAAGCAAACAAAAGUUGAAGAAAAGUCACCAAAAAAUGAGGAAGAUAAAAAAUUGCCCACAAAAUCCAAGAAACCCCUUAAAAGGAUUGUCAUCGAAGAGAUUGGAACAGAAAGUGACAGUGACCAUGAAGAGAGUACGGCCAAAGUUUCAACCAGAGCUCAAAUAACAGCCUCUUUGCCAACUGCCGAGACAAGGAACAAUUCUAAUUCAGCUGGGCCUGUACAUGACUCUGUUCAAGCUAACAAAGUAGAAUUAAAAGACAAUUCCAGUAAAAAUUCUCCUUUGUCAUCAUCAUCAUCGCCAUUAUCCACUCAGCCUCCGUCUACUGCGUCCACUGCUCGCGCACAAUCUUCCCCGAGGGCAUUUGCAGUACCAAAGUCUUCUGCACAAUUUCAAGCAGAUUGGAGAGCACUGCAUAAAGAACCUGAUAAACUAUUUCAGUAUUUUAGGAAAAUCAACCCAGAAUCUUACCCAAAGUUGUUCCAACAGUCUCUUGAGUCAGACAUGCUGGUUAAGAUAACGAACCUCUUACGCGAUUUCUAUCUCUCAAAUGGCCUACCGGUGUUCAAAGAAUUGAAAUACCUUUCUGAAGUGAAAAGAUUCAGCAUGGCUGUCAUGUUUCUGUCGGACAAAGAUAAGACAGUUAUCUGCGACCUUUUACAAAGCAUAAAACAAAACAAGGAGGACUGGAAAUUAACGGAUGAUUAUGUCAAUAAUUUGGCUACGAAAUAUGGAGUGUCUUGAACAUUUUCCUUGGAAAUUUGACACGCCACGACAAUAUUUACCGAUGGAUGUCACGUGUGUUUCCUUUAGUGUAAGCCGAGCAGGCCCAGAGAAAGAGAAAUAUCAAGUCAUUUGUGAAUCUUGUUUCGCUAUACUUACUUUCAAGUUUAUGAUGCCGGCGUUAUGGGGCUAAAUACGAACAGCUUUAAAACCCGUUUGAAAGCUGGUUUGUCAAACACGGUUUGGAAUUCUCUUCUUCAUUUAAGUUGCUUCAACUAAUGUUUUUCGACUUCAGAUUUAGCUCAGCGGAAAUAAAAAUUAAUCAAUCCUGGAAUCUCAUGCAGAAUUCAGUUUUUCAGUAUUCUAUUCCUGAUUUUUAUUCAGUUCAACUUGGUUUAAAGAAACAUAUUUAGAGACCUUCAGAUUUCGAGGUGAGUAUGAAUUUGAGUACGAUAUUUUUCAAUAGUGAAGCAAUGGGCUCGACAUCACCUGUGUUAUUUUGUUGGGCGAAACGCAAUAGCCGUCAACAUUAUAAGACUAUUAUUCUUGGUGAAAGAGGUGAAGUGGAUAAGAGACACUGAGAAAGAUGCAGUCUCAAGUCGAGCUCUAUUGCGUCUAUGAAACAAAAACUGUGCACUCUUUUCGGCAUAUUUUGCUCCAGAAAAGCGCCAUGGAGCUUGGCAGAAAAUAUCACAUUUUCGGUAGCCAAGGAGACAUUGUCGCAGGUGAUAGUUUUCCUACCCAGAGGCAUUCGAUUACAGAUCAUCGUUUAUUUAAGAAAGACG